Messenger RNA from Saccoglossus kowalevskii, 1120 nucleotides. Its product is annotated as peptidyl-prolyl cis-trans isomerase E-like. Gene Ontology annotation, cellular component: cytoplasm; mitochondrion. Lineage: Eukaryota; Metazoa; Hemichordata; Enteropneusta; Harrimaniidae. The record is from RefSeq and is a predicted model, not a curated record. Gene Ontology annotation, molecular function: RNA binding; cyclosporin A binding; peptidyl-prolyl cis-trans isomerase activity. Gene Ontology annotation, biological process: protein folding; protein peptidyl-prolyl isomerization.
AUGGCCGCCAACAAGCGUAUUGUUUACGUCGGAGGUUUAGCCGAGGAAGUAGAUGAGAAAGUGUUACAUGCAGCGUUCAUACCGUUCGGUGAUUUGGUUGACAUCCAGAUUCCUUUGGACUAUGAAACUGAAAAGCAUAGAGGAUUCUCAUUCGUGGAAUUUGAAAAUCCUGAAGAUGCAGCUGCUGCAAUUGAUAACAUGAAUGAUUCAGAGUUGUUUGGUCGAACAAUUCGGGUCAAUCUGGCAAAACCCAUGAAGAUAAAAGAAGGUGCCAACAAAGCAGUCUGGGCGGAUGAUAACUGGCUGCGAAAACAUUCCGGGGCGACAUUGAAAGAUCAAGAGAAAGAUGAGGGUGAUGGUGAUGGUGAAUCAAAGAGUAAAGGAGAUACUGAUGAGGCAUCUGAGAACACAGCUAUGAAAUCCAAAGCUAAUCCACAAGUAUAUUUUGAUAUUAAAAUUGGGAAUAAAAACAUUGGUAGGAUCACUAUAUUACUCAGAGCUGAUGUCGUUCCCAUGACAACAGAAAACUUUCGCUGUCUCUGUACACAUGAAAGAGGUUUUGGUUAUAAAGGAAGUUCAUUUCACCGAAUUAUCCCACAGUUUAUGUGUCAAGGAGGUGAUUUCACAAAUCAUAAUGGAACUGGUGGGAAAUCAAUUUAUGGAAAAAAGUUUGAAGAUGAAAAUUUUGUUUUAAAACACACCGAACCUGGUAUCCUAUCGAUGGCAAACUCUGGAGUCAAUACCAAUGGAUCACAGUUCUUCCUCACAACAGAGAAAACAGAUUGGUUGGAUGGAAAACAUGUUGUAUUCGGAAAAGUUAUUGAAGGAAUGGAUAUAGUCAGGAAAAUGGAAGCAGUGGGAUCAAAAUCUGGGAAACCCACGCAAAAAGUUGUUAUUGCAGACUGCGGAGAGCUUGUAUCAUGAACAGACAGAUUUUAUGAACUGUACUUAUGUGACAAGUAAUGAUGAAAUGGAAGGGGAGAAUGCUUCAGAAUCCUUGACCUGAUUUGUUAUAUUGAGCAGUUUGUUCAUCUCCGUUCGAAUGCAGUCCGAAAACUAGGACUCAUGGAUUGACCUCUAUGUGUGUGUGCAUCCAAACCUGUAUCUUGGACAAGCCUGG